Symphalangus syndactylus (siamang) is the source of this 849-nucleotide messenger RNA. RefSeq names its product phospholipase A and acyltransferase 4 (gene PLAAT4). NCBI's taxonomy places the organism in Eukaryota, Metazoa, Chordata, Mammalia, Primates, Hylobatidae. The record is from RefSeq and is a predicted model, not a curated record. Gene Ontology annotation, molecular function: A2-type glycerophospholipase activity; glycerophospholipid phospholipase A1 activity. Gene Ontology annotation, cellular component: cytoplasm. Gene Ontology annotation, biological process: N-acylphosphatidylethanolamine metabolic process.
AUGGAAAAAUCCUCCAAUCAUGAGGCUGCUAUGCCCUCGGGCAGGACGUGGAGAAGUGGGAAGGAGGUGAGGAAGGGGAAGAAGGUGGCCAAGACAGGAACCAGGGGCAUCAUCUCUAAGAGAAGGCCGUAUACUCCAUCUCUGGCUUUUCUGUUGCAGCCACACCAAGAGCCCAAACCUGGAGACCUGAUUGAGAUUUUCCACCUUGGCUAUGAGCACUGGGCCCUGUAUAUAGGAGAUGGCUACGUGAUCCAUCUGGCUCCUCCAAGUGAGUACCCCGGGGCUGGCUCCUCCAGCAUCUUCUCAGUCCUGAGCAGCAGUGCAGUGGUAAAAUAGGAGCUCCUAGAAGAUGUGUUAGGAGGCUGUCGCUAUCAGGUCAACAACAGCUUGGACCAUAAGUAUGAACCACAGCCCGUGGAGGUGAUCAUCAGUUCUGCGAAGAAGAUGGUUGGUCAGAAGAUGAAGUACAGUAUUGUGAGCGGGAACUGUGAGCACUUUGUCACCCAGCUGAGAUAUGGCAAGGCCUACUCUAAACAGGUGGAAAAGGCCAAGGUUGAAGUCGGUGUGGCCACGGUGUUUGGAAUCCUGAGUAUUGUUGGAUACUCUUUUGUGGCUAGGAGACACCAAAACAAGUGACAGCCUGAAGCAGCCACAAAAUCCUGUGUUAGAAGCAGCUGUGGGGGUCCCAGUGGAGAUGGGCCGCCCCCAUGCCUCCAGCAGCCUGACCCUCGUGCCCUGUCUCAGGCUCUCUCUAGAUCCUUUCCUCUGUUUCCCUCUCUCGCUGGCAAAGUAUGAUCUAAUUGAAACAAGACUGAAGAAUCAAUAAACAGCCAUCUACCCCUUCAGAAA